AUGGCAGACCCCCAGUCACUAAAUUCGAGGCUUGAAUACCUCGAUAAAGCGGCUCAUCUGCUUGCCAUAUCUGCGCCUACGAUUUCAGCAACUCUGGGAACAGCGAGAGACAGUCUUCUAGGUGAACAGGAUGUUGAUCUAGACAUGCCCAGUAAAGACUGGCGAGCACUACGUCGUGACAUGUGCGGCGCUUGCGGCUCAAUAAUGAUACCGGGUUGGUCAUGUCAGGUUGCCCAUGAAGUCCAAUUGAAAUCCGUCAAGCAAGGCCCAAAGCGACGCAGGCAUCACACAACCGAGAGGAAAGACAUUGAUGUGGUCUACACAUGUCUCCGAUGUGAGCGGAAGACCACACAGCCACUAGAGCGCAGAACCCAGAGGCAUAUGAAGAAGAGAUCAAGUCAAGGGCCGAAAACUGCAUCCAUUGCACUCCCAACAAGAGAAGUAGCUAAGGAUGACAGGCCAUCCAAGCCGAAUCCAAAGACUGCGAGUUCUGGCAGCAAGCAAAGAGCGAAAGCUCGCAAAGGCGGAUUACAAGCGAUGUUGGCACAGAGCAAGGCUCAAACCUCAAAACAGGGUGGACUUGGACUUGAUCUAAUGGAUUUCAUGCAAUAG
Aaosphaeria arxii CBS 175.79 is the source of this 612-nucleotide messenger RNA. RefSeq lists its product as uncharacterized. Bases 1 to 612 code for a protein of 203 amino acids. Lineage: Eukaryota; Fungi; Ascomycota; Dothideomycetes; Pleosporales. The transcript has a single exon. Gene Ontology annotation, cellular component: nucleolar ribonuclease P complex. Gene Ontology annotation, biological process: tRNA processing. The record is from RefSeq and is a predicted model, not a curated record.